CGAUAAUGGCUCCAAUAUUACUUGCUGUUGGAGGUGCUUCUUCAAGCGGGAAGACUACAAUCGCAAAGCUGUUGAGCAUAGCCGUGGAGAACUCUUAUCUUCUACACCAAGAUGACUUCUUUAAAAGAGAUGAAGAUAUCCCGGUAGAUCCAGAAACUGGGAUGGAUAAUUGGGAUUGUGUAGAGGCUUUGAACUUUGAUGCGUUUGUCCACGAGAUAAAGCACCUGAAAGCCACGGGAGAACUCUCUCCUCAGAGUGCCACUUCAAUGUACAAGAGUGAGACGAACGAUCAAGCACAUCCCCAGGUUUCAAUUGAGCUAUUGAAGGGGUUAUCGCUGAAGUUGAAUCAACUGUUACAUGGAAGGAAACUGAUCAUAGUGGAUGGGUUCAUGCUGUUCCAUGACCCUUCUAUCAUUGAACUCUUUGAUCUAAGGAUCUUUGUCAAAUGUCCACGCGACACAUUACAGAAAAGAAGAGAACAUAGGAGCUACAACACAGUAGAGACUACAUGGACAGACCCUCCAGGUUAUUUUGAGAAAGUUGUGUAUCCUGCGUAUGCCAAAUCUCAUUCUUACUUGUUUAUCAACGGCGAUGUUGAAUCGCACAUAGACCCAUCAAUGCUAAAGAGAUUCAGCAUGCUAUCCGUUGAGAACGAUAAAGAUACACAUAUCAAUGAUGUAUUGGAAGACGUGGGUGAAUGGUUAGUUGAACAACUACAAGAGACAUAG
This is a messenger RNA of Williopsis jadinii, 728 nucleotides long. It is a transcript of the gene NRK1, whose product is annotated as ribosylnicotinamide kinase. Gene Ontology annotation, cellular component: cytoplasm. Gene Ontology annotation, molecular function: ATP binding; kinase activity. NCBI's taxonomy places the organism in Eukaryota, Fungi, Ascomycota, Saccharomycetes, Phaffomycetales, Wickerhamomycetaceae. The record is from RefSeq and is a predicted model, not a curated record. Bases 6 to 728 code for a protein of 240 amino acids. The transcript is spliced from 3 exons.